Nelumbo nucifera (sacred lotus) is the source of this 3261-nucleotide messenger RNA. Its product is annotated as SWAP (Suppressor-of-White-APricot)/surp domain-containing protein. NCBI's taxonomy places the organism in Eukaryota, Viridiplantae, Streptophyta, Magnoliopsida, Proteales, Nelumbonaceae. Gene Ontology annotation, molecular function: RNA binding. Gene Ontology annotation, biological process: RNA processing; mRNA 5'-splice site recognition. The record is from RefSeq and is a predicted model, not a curated record.
AAGUUAAAAAGAGAAAUUGUAUAUUUACCGCCUUAUUUCAGCCGUCUCUCCGUUUUUGCUUUUUCUCGCCCUCGUCGCUGUGUUUCAGAGAGAAGACGUAGACAGUGAUCAACGAGAGGAGGACGCUAAAGUCUAGAGCAUCAUUCACAGGAGAAGGUGUCUCCGAAGUCCGAAGAAGAGCUACCUCUUAUGUUCUCUUUUAUCUCCUCCUGUCAGUUUUGGAACAGAAGGCAAUCACAGUUUCUAGGGUUUCGACAGAGGUCGAUUGAUUGAUUAUGGAUCUCGAAGUGGUGGGACGCCAUGCCCUUCUUUUCGAUGACGACUCUACUGCCGCAUUCAUCAACUCUUCUGACGCCUUAGUCGAGUGGAAUUCGCUCCUCAUCGAUCGCUACGACGUCCGGCACCUCCUUCAACACCCUCCGCCUCCCAUCAAGAGGCGCCGCCAUCACCCUUCCUCUCCUUCUUCGUUCGAGGCUGAGCUCGAUGAAGAGAGAUAUCUCGAUCUACCACCACCCUCCGAUGACCAAGAUCAAUCAUCCCUUCCAGAACCAGACAGUGGAGCAAAACUGGCAGAUAAAGGUGCCUACCAUACUGUUGCCUUUUCAUAUGAAAAUUCUGAUGCUACCAUUCACCAGAGGAAUUCUGAUGGUGGUUUGGGAUCUUCCAGUUUUCUUCCACCAUUCCCAGUGCCUGAAUUUCUACUCCAGAGCCUACCUCCAACGGAGAAGGUGCAUCAAAUUAUUGCGAGAACUGCUUUAUUUGUCUGCAAACAUGGAGGACAGUCAGAAAUUGUAUUGAGGGUGAAACAAGGAGACAACCCAACAUUUGGGUUCUUGAUGCCUGACCAUCAUCUUCAUGCAUAUUUCAGAUACCUUGUUGACCAUCCAGAACUUCUAAAGUCAGACAUGGAUGCUAAACCUCAAGAAGAUGGUGAGAAAGCAGAUAAUGAGCAAAAUCAGACAGGUGAUGUUGCAGCUGGGGCAUUAUCAUUGCUUGGAUCUGUAUAUGGGACUGGGGAGGAUGAGGACACUGCACUCCACGCUGCAACAGAAUGCAAAGAAAAGGAGCUUGGUGAAUCCUUAAAAGCUGCUGAUACAACCAUUUCGCAUGAUUCAAAAGAAGCAGAAUCUUGUGGUAAAUUGAUCAGAAAAGAAGAGGAAACUUCCAAAUGCCCACUUCCUGCUAUUAAGGAGAAGGCCCCCUCAUCAAAAAGAAACCGAUUGGUGACUACAAUAAAUGCUGGUACUAGCAGUAGUAGGAAAAAAGAAGGUGAUGUAUUGGGUUCACAUCAUGCUGCUGUGUAUAAAGCUCAGGCUUCUAAUAUGCCUAGCACAUCCAAGGCUCAAUCUUCAAUUUUGGAGCCUCCAUCUGACUUAAAAAGAAUGGUGGAUAAAAUAGUUGAGUUCAUUCUGAAAAAUGGGAAAGAAUUUGAAUCAGUUCUCAUAGAGCAGGAUAGCCAAACUGGGAGAUUUCCAUUCCUACUGUCAUCCAACCAAUAUCAUCCAUAUUAUCUCAAAGCUCUCCAAAAAGCUCAAGAGUCAAAAUUGCCUGGAAAAAGCCCCUCAUCUCAGAUGUGCGAUUUAAAGGCUGCUUCUAAAGACAAGGAUAAGUUGUCAAAGGGAUCUUCCAGUCAUGAUGAUAUUCCAUUUGAUUUUGAGAGGAAGGAAAGGUUUAAGAUGGUAAUCGGUGGGCCAAAGAAGGAUGUGCAAGACAUAUCAUCCAAACCAACCCUACAGCCAAGUGGAGUGAGUGUGGAUGCAGCUGAAGCCAUUCUUCUUGCAGCAACAAGAGGCCUGAAAAAUGCUAAAUUGGAUAUCCUUGCAAAGUCAUCACUUGAUUCCAGUCGGGGCCUUGGUGGUGAGUGCAAGCCUGCUUCAAGCUUUGGUAGUCUAUCCUCAUCCCAAGUUCAGAGCUCUACUCCAAAACCAAUUCCCGGUAGGAAUGGAGUAAGUGUAGAUGCAGCUGAAGCUAUUCUUUUGGCUGCAACUAGGGGCCUAAGGAAUCCCAAACUAGAUAUCCUCCCAAAGACAUCAGUGGAUGAUUCUGGUCGGGGCAGUGCUGAGGAUGGCCAAGCUUCAAGCCUAUGUAGUCUCUCAUCCCGAGCUCGGAGCUCUACUCCAAAAUCAAUCCUAAAUGGUGAUCCCAGUUUUUCCAUGCCUAUUGAUUCGUCUCAAAAGGUUGACUACUCAGAGAAGGAAGGUAGCAGGACCAGUGAUGUAUCAGUUGCCAAGGCUAUUGCUAAGACAGCAGCCCUUGCAGCUGCAAGUGAGGCUGACUCAUCUGAAGCAUGUUUAACAAGAGAACAGAAGCAAAAGGCAGAGAGAUUGAAGAGGGCAAAGAUGUUUGCUGCAAUGAUAAAAAGUGGGAAAGCACCUCAUUCAAAAGAACUGUUACCCCGUUUAUCCGCAGAACCACCAGAUUCUGCACAUUCUGGUUUACUAGGUUCUGGUUGCAAGGGGUCAGUACCAGGUACACAGGUCCCUCUAUUUUCAAAUCAUUCGGGGGAAGAAGGUGAUAUUGUGGACAGAGAAAGAGAGGGUAGCUCAGUACCAUUAGAUGCCCACACGUCCAAUAAAAUGGAUGGUUAUGAAAAGAAAGAGCCUGAUGAUGAUCAUGAGGAUCGAAGACUGAGGAAGAAGCAACAUUCAAAGUCCAGAAGGCAUGAGGAAGAUGACAAUGAUGGUGAGGAAAGGGAUCAUAAGCACAGUAGGAAGAAGCACCGUUCUCAUCAUCCUUCCCAUAGGGAAGAGCGCAAACAUAGAAAGAGGCAUUCAUCUCCUAGUUGUAAGGAAUCUCGUCACCGGCACAAGCACCAUAGCUCAUCUGAAGAUGAGCAUCGGCAUCGGAGUCGGAAUCAUAAGCAUAGAGGGAGAUCCCACUCAGAAAGAACAGCAGAAUCGGAGGAUGAUGAGAUUAGUGCAAGUGUCUCAGCUGAUUCAAAUACAGUGAAGAUCGGUGGUAAUGCUACUAGGGAGACAUCUCUGGGUUUAUCAACGGAUCCUCCUCCCACGGGAGAAACCCCAUCAAACACUCGGUCAUCUGACACUACAGAGGUGCCUGAUGAGCUGAGGGCAAAGGUUAGGGCCAUGUUGCUGGCGACCAUGUGAUCAUCAUACGUUUUUGCACUUCUAUCAUUAGCUCUUAUUGUAAUAUUCUUGAUUCUAGGCCUUGUUCUCAUGGUCGAAGUCCAGCAUGUAUUCCUUCCGGUUCCAUUCCAUCUCAAGGAUCAAAAUGGUUAUCUUUUCAAAGAUAUUUGGGUUA